CGUGGCCUCGGCCCGUUUGCUCGCACUUUUGCAGCUCUGUCUAAUCGCCCCCCCCACACCGCCACGUCCCACACUCACACACAGUCUCACACACGCACCGUGUGUUGUUUUCUUGGCCGGUGCGCGACAGUCCGCCUGGUAUUAGCAGCCCAAGCCAGGCGCGGGAGCAGAAGCUCGGAGCAGCAGGAUCCAAAGGACGAGGGACAUACUUGUUGAGAGCGCGGCGUCCACUUGGCAGGACGGCGAUGCUGCGUACGAUGGCCCGGCGCCUGGGAAGCCUCUCGUCAAGGCGCAUCAUGGGGCCGGUGACCUGCAGCAGAGCCGCGCUGUCCUCCCACGGACAAGAAGCGUCACCGCCGGCGGACAUGUCGCUGCCCAUGUACUGCGACCGUGUAGACACUCCGCUUCCUGACAGACCGUACCGGGAGACGCUCGGCGAGCACGAGAAGAGCCUCAAGCGGAAGGAAAAGGGCCCCUGGACCGAGCUCUCCAAGGAGGAGAAAAUUGCCCUCUACAGGCUGAUGUUCAGGAAGACCUAUGCGGAGAUGAACACGUCUUCUAACGAAUGGAAGACGGUGCUGGGCGGAAUCUUCUUCUUUGUCGGCUUCACUGGCCUGGUGGUCUUCUGGCAGAGGCGCUUCGUGUUCCCUCCGAGGCCUCGAACCUUCGAGGACGAGUGGCAAGCCAAGCAGGUGAAGCGGAUGCUGGACAUGCGGAUCAACCCGAUCGAAGGCGUCUCCUCCAAGUGGGACUACGAGAAGAACCGGUGGAAGUAGAGUGGGUGGGGGGGGGUGCCAUCCAGCAUCCUUAGUGUAAGUCAAGAUCAGCUCUCCUGCACAGUAAUCCAGAGUAUUUGUUCAAAGAUCUCUAAUCGGCUCCAUCACUCGCUUCCCGUACUUGGCAUUAAAUAUCAUACGUAACUCGUAUAGCGAGCACAUAUUCGUAUUCACGCGCGCACACGUAUUCGUUUAGCAGACAAUGAAUGACAAAUACAACGAGAUGCGCCACAUCACGUACGUCUACAGGUACUCCGCGCUGAACUUUACUUCGUUGUCCUUCUACGCCGAUCGGAGGUGUAUAUGAGUCCUCCUAGAGCAGGGGAUAUCCUUCGCUGCAGUUUCCACCUCAAAAACGGAGUCACCGCCUUGAACGAAGUGCAGAAGCAGCAAAAAUCACAGGGGAUUUGAGAGAUUAAAGGAGGCCCAAGCGCCGGCUUUAUGUCGCUGCUUCUGAAACGAACCGUGGGAAAUGUUCUGGGUCGACGACCGGGAUUUAUCGGCGUCUUUUACCAAUUUAGCGAGAGCUCUUUUUCAAAGUCCUUCCGUGUGUUUCCACGAACAGCCGUUUAAUCGCGUCGCAUCCUGUUUGCAUAGCUCGCUUCCUAAUCGUGUCCGGAGGCAGAGAAACCUUCCUACGAGUUGGUGGGGGCAUUUGGAGACGUGAAAUAUAAGGGUCGCUUGUCAACAACGGGAGGAACAGGUGACACUUCUGAGAAGGACGGGACUUCCCCCCCCAUCCACCAUCCACCCAUCCACCCGAAACCCCGCAAAAGACCCGUGGGCUGCGGGACUUGAAAAAUUUCUAGUAAGUGAAUUUAAUAAGAAACGCGUACAGACUGACGUGAAUUCCGAACUUCUAAAAUAAAGCUCCGCGUCAGAAUUACAGGUUAUAAUUCACCUGGUUUCACGCACCGAGCGAGAGGACGGAUGAGGUUACGGUGGUUGUCGGUGAUACUUAGGUAUUACUAGGUCAGAUGGCGAUGUGGUAUUUUGAACUACAGUAAAGAGGACCUUUACACUUAAUGCCUUAGCAUGUAAUAUUAAUUCAAAUUUUUAUUUGCUUUCAUAGAAGGGAGGCUGUAAAAGCUCAAGUGUGAAUAUUUAAAGAUCCUCCAUUAACAGAGAGCCCCUGGCCCCCUGCAGAAAAACAUUUUACAUUUUGCCUUAAAUGAUAUGUCAAAUUAAAAUAACUCAAUUUUGGCUGUGUGUGUGUUUUUUCUUUUUUUUUAAAGUGUUUUCUUGUUCUAGAAUUCAGAAACGACAAAAGGCAAAUCAUUAUGUCAUCGUUCACACUUUCUUGCCUUUUCCCCUCCACGUCCACGGUUUGCACAUGAUCCUCCGAAAAAGCGCAAGACGGAUCAAAGCUCAAAGGCCAGAAGCAGAAUGAUUUCUUCACUUUGCGCAAACAUGUGGAGAUUCGCGGCCAAAGCAGCACUGGGGAAAAAAACAAUUACACGCAAAGUACGUGACAGCGGUGCACGAUAAGCCUGUAUAAUAAAGUUCCCAUGAAGCACGAGAGCGGUCGGCUCACGUUCCAGAAGGGGCCCUGCUGUUGGACCCUCGAUCGACGUGAAAAGCGGAACCGAUCCGGUGACGAUAUCCAGCUGUUCAUUUUGCUAGUAAA
Molecule: messenger RNA, 2403 nt
Organism: Scleropages formosus (Asian bonytongue)
Lineage: Eukaryota; Metazoa; Chordata; Actinopteri; Osteoglossiformes; Osteoglossidae
Gene: cox4i2
Product: cytochrome c oxidase subunit 4I2
Exons: 5
Coding region: 246-776 (176 amino acids)
Biological process (GO): mitochondrial electron transport, cytochrome c to oxygen
Cellular component (GO): respiratory chain complex IV
Source: RefSeq, a predicted model, not a curated record